Aspergillus pseudotamarii is the source of this 1866-nucleotide messenger RNA. Its product is annotated as ankyrin repeat domain-containing protein. The coding region runs from base 1 to 1866 and encodes 621 amino acids. Lineage: Eukaryota; Fungi; Ascomycota; Eurotiomycetes; Eurotiales; Aspergillaceae. Gene Ontology annotation, molecular function: protein binding. The transcript has 3 exons. The record is from RefSeq and is a predicted model, not a curated record.
AUGCUAGCGGCGGUGUGUGGACAUAAGGAGGUGGUUGAGCUUUUGUUCCACCACGGCGCUGACAUCAAUCGCAUAGUCGGCGACGUAUGUACCCCUCUACUCGGGGCGAUAGGACAUGGACAUGUUGAUGUUGUGGAGUACUUACUGGUCAAUGGUGCUGAUCUGGAGGUCGAGCUGGGUGGUUACUUUCAAUAUAAUGCACUCGAGCUCGCAGCGCAUGAAGGACAUGUGGAGGUGGUGAAAACGCUGCUUCGGCAUGGAGCGGAUCCCAACAAGUCCUCACCACUCGCGCUUGCAACCGGUAUGGGCAGACUGGAGGCGACACGUGUGCUAAUUGAAGCUGGAGCAGACAUUGGGGGAAUAGCUGUUGACAACGUCGGGACGAAUGCAUUUUUCAAUGCAGUGUAUCACGGUAAAGCAGCAGUAGUCAGCUUGUUAAUCGAGUAUGGGGUCAGCCCUGAAUACAGAGACAACGACGGCAUGACUCCCCUCGCAUAUGCCGCUUAUUAUAGACGUGAUAAGGUUAUUGAAGUACUUUUGAACCAUGGUGCCAACGUCAACGCCUUGGUCUAUGGCUUUACCGCGUUAUCCUUUGCGAUCGAUGAAGGAAAGGUGCCCGCGGUAAAACUACUGCUUGAGAACGGUGCAGAUUUGACCAUGACGAACGAGCCAUUUCUUUUACGUACACUUAAGAGAAGCCACAAUCAGGAAGCGGACACCGCGAUCGUGGAGCUGCUACUGAAUCACAGGGCCGAUCCCAACUGCUGUGACCGGAAAGGGAGGACGCCAUUGUUUCUUGCUACAGUUAAACAGCAUCUCGAUAUUAUGAGGUUGUUGCUUGUGCACGGAGCCAACCCAGACCGAGAAGAUGAGAAAAUCGAUUUACUAUCAUGGGCCUUUCUGAAAGGUCAUGAAGACAUAUCUCUAUCCAUCUAUCUUGAGAAUCUCAAAAUGGCCGAAGAGUUUAUCUCAGCGCCGGAUCUAACAUCUUGGACCAUUGUACUUCCGCGAGCUCCUAAUGCCUCUGUCUGCCAGUCCCCAACAAUGCAGAGCAGUCAUGACACCACUCAGCCUCCCGAAUACUACUAUCACGUAUACAAAUUUGGUGAACCAGAUCAAGCCUCGCUCGAGUGCCUCAGUCAAGAGCUUCCUGCUUCGGAUGACGACGAAAUGUUGGAUGAUGAAAGCGACUUUGAUGGCGAGGAGCCUCUGCCUUCCGGCGAAUCUGAGUACUUUCCUGGUGGCUAUACGUCGAGAAGUCAGUAUGAAGACGACAAUAUGAUCGAUGACAGCGUGUCGCUAGAUACUUCCUCUUGCUCCUCAAUUGCUAGUGAAGGAAGCGAAUGUGGCAUGAAGAUACUUGAUGAGAGUGAUAUCAAGGAUAUCAAGACCAGAACUCUCAUGGCUAUUCCUAUCUACGACUUCAUGAAUAUCAAGCGCAUCCGAUCCAUGAUAGACAACUUUACGCAGCAACAACUGGUAGAUGCUGUUAGGAAGGUCUUAGAGGUUGAUAAAUUUAAGGUCAACCAACAAAGAGUGACAACAUACAGGAUAACAUACAGCCACCCUUCAUUAGAACUGCGCGGUUUGAUUCAAAGGCACCUUGUGAAAGAGGUACCUUGUCCUGACGACGAGAGGGCUACCAAUAUCCUUUCUUUCGAUGACCUUGACAAUAGUCUCCACGAGAAGAGUAACGCGCAACUAAAGCAGUUAUUGGGUGGGGCGCUCAGUGAAUUUCACACGGCGAAGCUGUAUGCUAUUCUGGAGGAACAAAUCCAAGCGUUGCCGGAAGAGACAAGAGAGCAAAUUCACACAGAAGCGCGCCGGCUAUUUGAUGAGUCGAAUUCGCAGGUGCUUUGGGGUUAG